CCGGGAUGGUGUUGAGAACCAAACUCGGCCAAAGUUGAAGACAAUGGGUCGGCUGGCUGGCGAAUAUAUAAGAAACGCUUCCGAACAUCAGCGGUCCAGAUCAUUCGUCUUACUCCGUUGCGCUCUUCGUCAGUCAUCUUGACCACUCGUCAUCCUUAACUUUCACCCACUCCCUGCAAUCACCUCUACUCACAAUGGACACUUUCACCACCAUCGAAGUCAGCGCGUCAGCCACCUCUGAGAAUUCCCUGCCCUUUGCUUCAGGCGACUUUGACGAGACCCUGCCUUCCAUCCCUAUUGACCAAGAAUUCCAAGGCAACACUGGAGGGACUCGAGACCCAUUCUACUGCGUUGUCGCUUAACCCAACCGAAACAUUGACCUACCAACGACCAAGCCAUACGAAGCAUUUCUCAUGUCGGAGACAUGAUGUAGUACCAGCAGCACCCACUAUCAUUAACCUUCUACUUAUCUGUCUCUGUAUCAAUUGCGCUGUACGAGUCCAUUCCUUUCAACAUAUUAUUGUGCCCGAUGGGCUAGGGACGUGGCCAAAUCUCAUGAUCAAUGGCAUUUGAUAUGAUACAUGUUGUCCGUACCCUGCUCUAUUCGACUUGCAUCGGUGCCGUUCUCUCAUAAGCAGGGGGGCGAUUUCGCCCGUCAUAAGCUGGCAAAGCAUCCUUCCCUCGUGAAUAUCUACCCUCAAGCCCCAAACGACGGCCCCCGGGACCUAUUUCCAGCCCGUGUGUUCUGGAUUCAGGGGGCAUGUAUGCUGCAGUUGGAUAGGCCAGACGCGCUUCCGGCAUCCCGAGAUGCGCAUAUCCCCAAAGCUCUGUAGUCGUGAGCGGGUGCUCCGGCCAUUCCUCGCGCAGCGGGGGGAGAAGAAAGCUCCUGCCAGCAGACGCUCGUUCCCGGAAUAUGCUACUGAGAAGUCCAUCAGCGCACGAUCCGGAUCAUACUUUGCAGAAAAAAGGACCUUUUCCAGAGUAUGAAGCCUAAGAGUAUGACCACCUGGGGGAUUGAGAUCGGCGAGGAAGUCUGACAGUCUUGGGUGGAGCACCUACAGCAGCGAUGACCACCCACUCAAUGACGGCUUUCCGAGAACUCGAGCUGGCGUUGGACUGAUCGGAGCCGGCUUGAGGAAAGACCAAGGAGGCGAGGAUUUCUCUCGCGGAGACCGCUCCCACCGGAUGGUCCGAGCGAGAGGCUAGAGAGGUAAGACGAUAUGUCCGCACAGGCAUCGUUCGUUAGAUGUAUGAUGAUGCUCAGACUCGUGCCUAUCGGCGACUUCAAGUUCAGAGGCUCGCACUUCUGAUCCAGAGGACUGUCGGAUUUACUCGACAGGCAGGUCUAGAUGAGUGAAGGGUGGGGGGGCAGGGAUAGGGCCAAUGCUUGUCCCGAGCUAUACACGUGUGCCUUUUCCAGUUACGUCCUCAUUGGGUUCUUCCCGCGAAGAAGCCCCACCAGGAAGGAAACGGUAGUGCCUUCCGCAGAAUGUAGAGUCGGCACCACGGAUGUGCACAGCGGCCAGGGCCCAGAACAGGACUUGAGGUUUGUCCAGGACAGAUCCAUUCAUGGCAAAACGAGAGGACAAACACCUGGGCUCGGGAAGACUUCGUGGUAUAUGGGCCCGAGAAGUCAUGAACAAUGUCCCUCGACUGCUGGGUGUCCGUACGCGCCAAUUAUGCGGCCACUGAAUAAGGAACCUUGACGCCAGUGGCGCUGGUCCAGGUAAGGCCGAGCUGAGCGCCGACGGCAUUCGAAGAGACAGGGAACUGUCGUCCAUCCGAUGAUACAUCACAUGAUGCAAAGCCAAUCCUGCCUUCAGAAGAUGUAGACACCGCGCCAACAGAGCACGUCUGAUCAUUCGACAACGGUUCCAUCGUCGCAAUUGGCGUACAGCCGGAGUGGCACGGACGACUGGUGAUUCCAUCGAAAGGAGCGACAGUAAAGCACAGAAGGCAUCGAGUCGAUGUCAAUAGGUGCGGCGAGAUGACGCUCUUCGAUGCCGUGCCAGAUGGCCCGUGGCAGGUGGAUCCAACCAGUCCUGGUGAGGGGUGAGCAGGAGGACAGACCGAGGCAUAAGGGACUUUCUUACAGCCGAGUCCUUUGAGCAGGCAUGUGCGAUCUCAGUGCUCGGUUCUGGAGGAGUAGUAGCAGCAUGUGCCAGUGCUACGCAAGACAGAGGGUAAGGCGUUCUUGGUCAUUAAUGAACUGGUGAGCGAAGGAGAUCUACAUCCAAAGCCAGAGUUGCGUUCGGUAGAUUACUGCAGACACAGUGACAUGCCUCGUCUCGCAGAGUCUGCGCAGACGUAGCGAUUGGGAGCACGGUUGUCGAGAAUCAAGCGUCAGUGGCUGUUUCAAACUGCAUCGCUUCCCAUCAGGAGAGACCGGCAAUUUCCGAGACCAUUCUCCCCAUUCCAUGCACCCUGCGACGGCUUUCAAGCCAGAAAGAAUUUCCUCACUCCGGUGUCGUUCUAUGUACUAUUUUGACUCCAGAAGCUGCUGCACCAUCCCAAUCUGCUGCAUGACACCUUGGCCCACUGGUCAUUAGACUGAGAACCCUGAUGCCAUCUGCUUCAUCAGUGCCUGUGGUCGGGCCCUCGGACGUGCAAGAGGACAAGAUCCAGAUGUAAUAACAUUCUUUCCUUCGGCCUCUCACCUAUCCUACUUCCCCGACGCUUGUAGACGUUUCCCCAAUGACGCUCACCCCCCGCCGGGCAUCGAAGAAGGAGCGUGCGCUCCAGCACGGCGCAGUAGCAUGCGCGUUCCUAAAGGAUGUCGGGAACGCGGUCAACCAGCCGUACUUGCAGGUUAUGGCCAGUGUGGCACUGGUGAUCAUAGAAACAGUUCAGAGAGUGCAAAACAACAGAGAUGCUUGCGAGCGGAUGACUGAGCGCGCGUACGAGCUCGUCUGUGCCGUCGUGAACAUUUGCUGCGACCCGCAGACGGAACUGUCGCCUGCGAUCGCCCGCAGCGUCACGCAAUUCACUGAGACCCUCGAGAAGAUACUGACGUUCGUGCGCAGCCAGGUGCGCGGCGGGUUCUGGAGACGGGUCUUUCGGUCGAUGGACGACGCAGACCUGAUCGCGGAUUGCAAUGCUGGCCUCAAGCACGCACUGGACGUCUUCGGUGUUCAAUCGGGGAUCAUUGCUGCCAGGACCAUGGCAGAGAUGCAGAAAGAUGCUUCACAGCGCCACGAAGAACUCGUCGCCAUCCUCAAGGAGAAACGAUCUCAGCGAAUCUCUAUACGAGUCGAUGAUGGGUCUCCCCUUGGUGGAUCACCACGAAGGAAGCGUCCAGCUAUUGUCGAGCCGCCGCCCGCCAACACCAUCUCCAUGCUCCCUGCUUCCCCUAAGAUCUUUUAUGGUCGGGAGGACGAGUUGAGGCGUAUCGUCGCAGCGAUUACAACCUCCCAGCCCGCACGUGUGUGCAUUUGUGGUCCCAAUGGGAUAGGAAAGACAGUGGUUGCGCUCGCUGCCAGUCACCACGCGGACAUUUCCAUUAUGUUCGGCGGUCGACGCUACUUUGUGGAGUGCACUGGCGCAAAGGACCCAAAACAUCUCGUCGCCAUGGUAUCACAAGCAUUGGGUGUAGUGGGCGCUGGUCGGAAACGCCUCAUUCGUUGCUUGACUUCUCUAGCUGCAGACGAGACGCCGAUUCUUCUGAUCCUUGACGGACUUGAAAGCGCCUGGAAGCCGCACCAACACCGCAACGACGUGGAGGACUUGCUCGCGCUCCUGGCUGACAUCAAUUAUCUCACGCUUCUCGUGACUAUCCGUGGCAGCCAACGACCUCGGCAGGUUCUCUGGACACGACCCUUUCUGCGUCCUCUGCAGUCGCUCGACGAUCCGGCGGCUCGCGCCACUUUCCUGGAUAUCUCGGACGUGUCUCCGGACGAUGAGAGUCUCCCGGAGCUGCUGAGCCUCUCUGGGAACAACCCAGCCACGAUCACACACUUGGCUGGUCUCGCCUCCUUUGAAGGGUGCGCGUCGCUGGUCGCCCGUUGGCAUGCUGAAGGUCCUGCUCUUACACAUGAUCGAGCAAGCCAUGCUCGAGUUCCCGGGCCUAUGAUACUAUCCGAGACCCUUACUGAGGAACCGGACGUGAUGGAUGUGGAUGACGAUCAGAGGACCCGGGUAGGAUCGUUAUCCCACGACCGCCGAACGUCUCUCGAGUUGACCACCACCAUCCUUGAUGGGCCACUCACCGAAGAACCGGCAGAGCUCGGGAUCAGAUCGCACACACCGUCGCGGUCAUCGACCAUGACCACGCUUGCAGGGAGCAUCAUCGUACCCAAGUCGAGUGUCGUCUUCGAAGAACCGCUAGCAGCGAAGCGUGACGACGAGUGGUGGGAUGGAGAGACGACGCGUUCCGGCACACCCGUGGAUGAGAAGGUCCAGAUGCUCCGCUAUCUCAUUGAAGAUCUCACACCCCUGCUCCGCAAACACCAGCGCACACCGUCCAUCGAGAGCUUGCUCUUUGCCGUCGAGCACAAUCCUAUCUCUGUUGAGAUCGCGGCUAACUAGCUCCGAAAUUCUCGAGACAGCCGCAAAUCAUCCGUUUGGAGAGAUGGACUACGACCAGUGACUCGCAUUCUGCACGUCGAUAAUCCGACGUCAGGCCCUAUCAUCCUAGUGCCUAUACUCAUAUGCUCUGCGCCGUCACCCACCUAUGCAUCUCUUCUCAAUCUUACUCGUCGCCCAAAGCAGAUUGGUGCCGCGCGCGUCCCAUUACUUAUGCAACCAUGUCUUAUUAUCGCAUCCAUUGUACUACUGCUACGCAUUAUGUUCUCGAUUUAGCUAUCACAGAUCGAUUCCUUGGGCCUUGGGGCUCAUGCUGAAAACCGAGGGAAGUCUACAGAUGCUUUGACAGAUCAGGAUUUGAGAAGAGAUUGCCUGAGGAAGGGAGAUUCCGUCUCCGUCUCCAUAGCGAAGGAA
Molecule: messenger RNA, 4935 nt
Organism: Mycena citricolor
Lineage: Eukaryota; Fungi; Basidiomycota; Agaricomycetes; Agaricales; Mycenaceae
Source: the annotation of a GenBank genome assembly